CCUCACCUCUCACCUAACAUAACAAUCCCAAAAGGAACCGUAGAGAGAGAAAGAGAGAGAGAGGAAAAGGAGAUCAUACUCCACAGACACGGAAAUCAAAAUUUCCCACAUACAGGAUCGAUCGUUGGAGUGGGAAGAAACACAAGAAAAAAUGGGUGGAUGCAAAUGUUUGCUGUCGUUGGUGGUGGUUUUGGCCUUGACGAUGAGUUUGGCAGAGGCGCAAUCUGGAACUACCGGCACUUGCGCCCAAGAGCUGAUUCCGUGCAUGGACUACUUGAAUUCCACCGGCACCCCACCCAGUUCUUGCUGCGACCCACUCAAGAGAACCGUAGAAAACGAACUCGCUUGCCUCUGCAACCUUUUCUACACCCCUGGCCUGCUUGAAAAUUUCAAUAUCUCUAUCGACAGUGCUCUCGGUCUCAGUCGCCGCUGCGGCGUCACCAGUGAUCUCACCAAAUGCAAUGCUCCUGCUCCCGCUUCAAGGGCACCUCCAGCGACUCCUGGAUCAGGUGAAUCAGGAGCAGGCAAAGCAACAUUCACGGGGAUUUCUUUCCUCCUCUUAUUUUGGGUAUCUAUGCUGUUUAAUUAAGGUGGCAUUUUAGCCUUGGAGCCUCCUAUCUCCUAUGUUCAACUUAUCUUUGUACUGUUCACUCAUUUCAUUGUAUUUUCGUGUUCUUUUUCCUCGUUAGAAACCUAUGAUUCAAUUGAGUAAAAUAGUUUAUUUACAGAAUGGA
Messenger RNA from Vigna umbellata (rice bean), 734 nucleotides. RefSeq names its product non-specific lipid transfer protein GPI-anchored 7-like. Gene Ontology annotation, biological process: lipid transport. Gene Ontology annotation, molecular function: lipid binding. The record is from RefSeq and is a predicted model, not a curated record. Lineage: Eukaryota; Viridiplantae; Streptophyta; Magnoliopsida; Fabales; Fabaceae.